AUGGAGACCAUCAAAGCAGUCUUUUUUGGCCCUGAUCCUCAGGCGCAAAUGAGGAAAUGUAACCAACUCAUUCGCGCGAACACCCGCCAGUUAGACCGCGAUAUCGCCCAGCUGAGGAACCUGGAUAGGAAGACCCGUCAGUAUAUCCUCAAUGCCUCACGAAGGGCUGAGAGGAAUCCAUCCCAGGCCAAACAGGCUGCAAAUGAGGCCAAGACCUUCGCACGUGAACUCGUACGGAUCCGAAGGCAGAAUACCCGUCUAAACACUAGUCGGGCGCAGCUCCAGAGCGUACAAAUGCAAGUGAACGAAGCCUUCUCCACUCGGAAAAUUCAAGGCAGUUUGAAGAAGUCUACUGGAAUCAUGAAAGAUGUGAACACAAUGGUACGACUACCGGAGCUUUCAGCGACAAUGCGCCAGCUGUCAGUGGAGUUAGUAAGGGCCGGGAUCAUCGAAGAAAUUGUUGACGACGCAAUCCCGAACGAUGAAAUCUUGGAAGAUGAAGAAGAGGCGGAUGCGGAAGUUGAUAAAGUUUUACAAGAGGUCCUACAUGGCAAGCUUUCCCAGGUGGAGAGCGUCAAGCCAGAGAAACCGCUUGAGGAGGAGCCGGCUGAAGAGGAGUUAGAAGACCAGGAGGCAACUCUCGAGCAGAUGAGAGGACGACUGGAAGCCCUGAAGAGCUAAGCAAAGGAUCCCGUUUCUCUGUGGAGCGGUUCGUUCCGGCAUAGUUAUGGGUCCAGGAUGACUCUACUUUAAUUGUGUGGCUUUCGAAGGAGUUUAGCGGGAGGCGUUCGAGCGUUGUCAUUUUCUGGUUAGGCCUUCUUUGCGGCAUCUUGAUGUUUUCCAUCUAUUCCUAUUCUUCAGGUAGUUAAGCGUCUUGACUGUGAUAGACUUGAGGGGCAUUCCAGGCUACAAGCUGCUUCAUGUAUAGUGGAGUGCCAUGGCUUCCAUUCUCUGAAUUUGUAAUGACAAAUGUUAAUUUGAACAUGUAUAUGGAAUCAG
Molecule: messenger RNA, 999 nt
Organism: Monascus purpureus
Lineage: Eukaryota; Fungi; Ascomycota; Eurotiomycetes; Eurotiales; Aspergillaceae
Source: the annotation of a GenBank genome assembly